AUGGCACCUUUGACCAGUAGACUCUCCUUCCCUUCCCUCUCCGCUGCGCGGAAGCACAACCAGGCCGCCCCUCUCGUGAUCUCCGCACCGCAGAAACUGCGCGCGGCGCCGGCCUCGUGCAAGAAGCGUGGCCGCGAGAACGAGUGCCCCGCUGAGACCGAGGACUCAACCCCUCGGAGGCGCAGGCGCACGGCAUCUAUCUGGAACGGCGUCAUUCGCAAGCGGCGCCAGCCGGCCCCUCCUACGUCCCUCGCUGAGCCCGCCACAGAGCCGCGACGGAGCCUUGCCACGACGCUCUUUGGCGAGACGCCCUCGGUGCGCCUGCGGAAAUCGUCCGCCUCGUCUCGGCGCGCGCCGAUUGCGACACCGGUCUCCCGCCAGCCGUCUUAUGCGUCGAUUGCGGCGCGGCCUCGCGCGCCCACGCCAGGGGCCGUGGCCGCGUCCGCCCUGCCAGGCCCCCGCGGCAGCGGCGCGAGGAGCAUCUUCCGCCGCAUCCGAAAGAGUCUGACGCGCUCGCGCGGGAGCAGCCUUUGUACCGGGUCCAGCGCGAGCCGAGGCGACUCGGAUUCCGAGCACUUCAGCGAGUGGGUGCUUAGCUCGGAGCCGCGAGGCUCGUGCUCGCCGCCGCCGGUGCCACCAAAGCCAGACUGGGCGGCUUCCCGGGCGGGUGAGCGAGGUCCGGGCUACCAGCAGCGGCUGUCGUCAAGAGCAGGGCAUCGCGACCCGUUAGAGCAUCUGGCGGUCUCUUUGGACUCGGGCUUGGUCGAGGACGAGAGCAUGGAACCAGUUUCUGAUGAAGAUGACGACAAUAGCGACGACCAGAGUAGCGUUAUGGACUAUGGCGAAAUCAUCCGGGACAGCCGUGGGCUACUGCGUCUUGGAGCUUCUGAUCUGAGCCUUAGCUUGGUCCUACUCCGCACGACUGUCGUCAACGGGCCAGAGUCCGCAGACAAAUCCAUCGCUUGCCAACUCGGCCUCCACAUAGUUGUCGAGGACGAGGAGCGCUGGCAUAGCUCUGCCCUCGCAGCCCCCGACAUCAGUCUCCUCGACGUCCGUCUCUCCUGCGAACCCACUACCCCGCCUCCCCGCGCCACGAAUCUGAAGCCCUCUCGCCGCUGGCUCUGCCAGCCCAAUGGCCCUGAUGGCGCGCUCCUCGACUGCCGCCGCCAACCCGGCCUCACCGUCGGCGCCGAUUGGACGCGCACGAACUGCGAUGUGCGCACGCUCGCCAGCAAAAGCCCGUCCGACUGGCGCAGCGCGCGCGGCUGGAUCAAGACCGUGACCGUCGAGAUCCCCGCGCGAUGGCUGGCACGGGGCGAGGCGCAUAAAGUGAGCGUGGCCGUGUGCGCGUGGCUGAGCGACGACUCCGCGGAUUUCCUCAGGGGGUCGCUCGAGCUCGACGCCGCGGAGCUUAGGCGAAGGAUGAGGAUGGGGAACGCUUCAUCUCAGCGCACUUCAUCUGCGACCCAUUCAUCUGGGAGGACUCCAUCACGGGAUGCCUAUUAA
Molecule: messenger RNA, 1506 nt
Organism: Schizophyllum commune H4-8
Lineage: Eukaryota; Fungi; Basidiomycota; Agaricomycetes; Agaricales; Schizophyllaceae
Exons: 2
Coding region: 1-1506 (501 amino acids)
Source: RefSeq, a predicted model, not a curated record